GUCGGACAAUUCAUACCCGGUUGUGAUUUUGUGGUGUACGCACGCGUGACUUCGCGCACUCCUAACUCUUUGUAAUACUUCAACAUAUUUAUGUACCAGAAGUUGUACAUAGUGUUACCGAACAACCAUAUAUUGCUAGUGUGUGAAUUUUACUAAUUAACAACUUAAAAUUGUAUUGUAAAUAAUAUCAAUCUAUAUAUUGUAUAUAUUAUAUAUACAACACAUUGUGUAGUGCAGUUGGAAUAUUGGUGCUGAAUGUGAAAAUGAUACGAUUAUAGACGAAUUAAAAAGCCAAACAAGUUAGCAAACAAAAUGCCGAUAUAUUUCUAGAAACGGCCAAAUAUGCAUUAGUAAUGCUAAUAAUAAAAUAAAUAAAACUAAAUUGUUUAUAUAAUAAAAUUAUUAUCGACCAAUAAAAAUGGAUACAAAUCAGGCGGCCACACAUCGAUCCAGUGAAAUUGAACAAUUUUUAUUUGAUGUACGUGAUCACUUUCGAGCGUCUCUUGAAACAUCUGAAUAUGAGAAUACAUCUAAUAUAUUCCACGUAACAGCAGCAAAGGAAACAUUUAAACUACUGAAACGUUGUGAAACCCUAUUGAAGCAAUAUUCAGUUGUCAACCAAAAACAAAGCGAUCAUAUCCAAAAAGAUACUUUAAAGGUUACUAUUGAUGACAGACCGAAGACCAAUGUAUUCCAUGAAGAUGUUUCGUAUUUGGACAUGACAGCUGCAAACAAGAAAAUGAACGAGUCCAAAGAAUACCUUGGUGAUAUGAUGAAUUCUGCAUACAGCGAUAAAACAUUUCGCUGCUCCACUAGUAUGACUGAAGGACCAAUUGGUAACAUUUUACACCGUAGUGCUACUUCACUUAAUAGUGAAAAAAAUGAAAAAAUUUUACAACAUAAAAAAUUAGAUAUUGUAAAAAGUAAUAGUAGCGAGAAGUUCAUUGAAGACAUUCAACAGGUCUAUGAUGUAUGUCUUGCUCAGGUAGAUUCGGAUGAAACCGAGAAAGCUAUUACUCCUGAUAUGGAUUUAAUAAAUUCUGCAGACUGUCCUUAUAUAGACUUACCAGCUGGUCAUUUGACGAUACAACAAUCAUCUAAAUAUGGACAGCUAAAUCGCAUAGAAAAACGUUUAUUUUUUGAUCAAAGUAAAAAGUAUUAUUGUGGCAUUCUAAAUGAUUGGUUACUAUGUUACGCUGAUGGUCCUGUUUCGUCUUGUCCCACUCACACAUUGUAUUUAAAAAGUAAUGGCAUAGAAAUUGAACAUUCGGGAGAAGGCAAAAAGCGUGAUAUUUGCUUUCAAAUAACAACUGCCGAUCCUAACAUAAAAUUCGUGUUUCAAGCGAAUAAUGAAGUUGAUGCCAAAGAAUGGAUACAUGCCAUUGAAGCUGCCAUACGAUGUGACAAAAGUUCUGUUGCAAAAAAUAAUCGCAAGCUCCCUACACCUCCUUUAUUUAAGAGAUUGACGUAUAAUGGCUGCCAUGGGAAAAUUAAUGGCACAACUUCAAACUUUGGCAGUUCAGACAGCAUUUACGAAGAACCAUCACCUCUGUAUCAAUUUCUCGAACCAACAGAUCUUUUGAUUACUAAAACCACACAAACUAUUAACAAGGAAAUUGCUGAUCAACCUCCUGACUUACCAACAAAAAAUAAUAAUUCCAUUGAUAUAGAACAAAAAUAUGAAUAUGACAUACCAAAGUGCCCACCACAGCCAUUGAAAAAUUCAACCGAUCAAGUUGAAAAUGCAUUACAUGAUUCCGACACUUUUGAAACCUUAAUGCUUAAUCCCAUGAAUAAAAAUCAAUCUACACUGAGUGCAAUAGCUUCGAGAAGUGUAGAGAAAACUGAUUUCCAAGCAGUAAUUAAAGAUGUACACAAUAAACUUUCUAGUCAACUUUCUGCUGGACAAAGUAUUGAACGUCUAAAAAAAACGCCCAUAAAGAAGACAUAUUCUUGUAGUUCUAAUGAUUCGGAGUCCAUAGCAUUAACAACACCUCCUCAAUCAUUAAAAGAGCAAAAGAAACAACGUAAAUCAAUUACUCCCAAUGGAAGUAUACAAAAAAAGAAUGAAAGCAAUGAGAAAUCUGCUAAAAAUUGGUUUCUGAAUCGUUUAAAUAAAACGACUUCUUCCACACGCUCCAUGACGAUUUCUUCACCGCCGAAGACCAAACAAAGCGAGAAGGAGAAUUUAUUAAAUAGUGUCGAGGUGUGUGAUAAUUAUGAUGGUUCUAGUGAUACUCCGAUACUCAAAUGCAGUAGCAGUAGCAGUAGUAGUAACAACAAAAGUAAAGUCAAUAUGAUAAUAAAUCAGUUUGAGGCCAGUGGUCAUCUUGCUAUGUUUAGUGUCGAAACAUUGGCUAACAAUGCGGUUUCUUCUUUAAGUGCCUUUUGCGAUAGUGAUUGCAAUAAUUAUGAGCCAAUUAUGGCUGUGUCAUCACCACCAAAUAGUUUUAUGAAGAAAGUUUAAAUACAAUAUUUAAUAAGAAUA
Teleopsis dalmanni is the source of this 2488-nucleotide messenger RNA. RefSeq lists its product as uncharacterized. The record is from RefSeq and is a predicted model, not a curated record. NCBI's taxonomy places the organism in Eukaryota, Metazoa, Arthropoda, Insecta, Diptera, Diopsidae. Bases 419 to 2467 code for a protein of 682 amino acids. The transcript has 4 exons.